CUGCACUACCAUUCGCAAGCGCACUUGUGGUGUAAAAGCCAGUUUGUCGGAUGUGCGUCGUCAGUCGAAUAUCUAAUAUCACAAGGAGCGAAUGUUCUUUCAAGCUUUUGAAAAAUACAAUGCUUUGAUUAAAUAAUCAAAACAAACUCGUGUUGUUACUAUUUUUUUAAGUGAACGUGUUAAGAAUAUUUUCGUAUCUUGCUUGAAGGUAAUGUAAAGAUGGCAAACCACGCAAUUGUAAUCCUGGGCUGUUUCUUACUGAGUAUUCUUCUUCAAGUAAGAGCCGACGCAGCAGAAAUACAUGAAACUUUGCAAGAAGAAAUUAGUCCAAAAUUAGAUAGCAAACCGAAUGUGGCCGACGAAUUACAGAAAAAUUCUAAAGAUAGCAAUUUUGCACAACGUGAGAAAAGAUUUUAUAACUAUUUCGAUUACAACUUUGGUUUCAACUUUAAUUCCCAGAUUCCAUCAUACACUAAGAGAGAUCAAUCUUAUCAGGCUGGAAAUUAUGGUGUAGAAGAUCAAUUGGACUUGAUAUUUAAAAAAUUACAAGAAAUUACGAGCACUGCUAAUAGACGGUCUUAUUUACCUCCGCCGCCACAAAUUCCAAGACCGGCAUUCAUACCAUUCUUAUAUGUACCAAAAAUGGAAUGUCAAUGCCCAAAUAAUAAUGAGCAAUCCACGACAAGUCCCCCAUUAUCAAAGAAUCCAGUAUCACAAAAUACUAAAAACGAUACAGACAGCACACCAAAAACCGAAACCAUGCCUAAAUUCCCAACCAGAUUACCUGAAAUUGACGAAAUGCGUGAUACAGAAGACAAUGAUUACGAUUAUGGAGAUGACUCGGACGGCGCAAGACCAAUCUCAUUGAAAAAACCUGUUAAACCGAGUCAAUCAUCGUCUAGACCCUCGCCUCCUUUAGAACACGGGAGUAACCAAGCAGGUCUGGAAUCUGCCUCGGAGACACAGAGCGCUGAUGCGCUUCCACAGGCGUUUUCGCCCGACAAUGAUUCAGUGACAUCUUCAGAAAGCAUUUCUGUAUGUGAAAGUGCCUCGAUAUUCUGUUGUCAUCAACCUCAAGUAUCUUACGAAUGUUUCACGGCACAGAGUUGUGUUAACCCAGUAGAACUUGUUGAACCUUGUGAUCCUCAGUCACUUUUGAGGACUAUUAAAAAGUUGCAACAUUUAUAUAAUUUAAAGAAAAUUGUCGCAGGAAGCUAAUCAACAAACUCGUUGUUUAUGUCAUACUCUAUGUUAUUUAUAAUAUAGAAUUAUUGUCAUGGCAUUUAAGAACUAAAUAGCAAAAUAACUAGAAACGACUACGUCUUAAUAGCUUAAUGUACAUGAGAAUAUGAAUAAUAGAUUGAUCAGAUUUAAAUAUCAAACCAAACUUUUUAUGAAAAAAAAGUUUAACACUUACUCAUUAAAGACAGUUCCUAUUGUUCAAUUAAUAAGGAAUUAUUGUGUACUAACAAAAUAAUAUAAUCGCACUAGUCGCCUUCUUAAUGCUUAUUACUAUUAAAGGAAAUGUAUUAGAAAUAUUAAUAUAAUGAGAAACCAAAUAGUAUCAUCACGACUAACAAACACACGAUUUAUUGCAAAACCAGGUAAGUCCAUUUAUCAUAUUAUUUCUUUCUGGACGAAUGAGUCAAAGAGUCGUGAUGGUACUUGAAAUGUUUGAUGAUUUGUUCUAUAUCGAUGUAAUAAAGUAGAGACUACAUACAAUUGUUUAAAUUAAGGAGACAAUUAGUAGAAAUCAAGAAUGAGUAUGGUUUAUGUAUGUCACUGUUAGAUUAAAAACACUGUUUACAAAAUAAUUUGCGAAAUUACAAACUGACGAAAAAUUGUGAACUGUACCAAACCAUUUACAAUUUAACACAAUAUUUUUCGUUUCUUUAUAAUCUGUCCACUGCAAACCGUUAAAUUGAGAACUGUACGAAACCAGUUAAAAUGAAACGUAAUACGUUUAUAGUUAGUUUAUAAUAUGUUCAUAGCAAACCGUUAAAUUUGUCGUUUCGUAAGCGUUCGUGUAAUGGUUUGGUACAGUUCACAAUUUUUCUUCGGUUUAGAAACACGGGGGAUAUAUAUUAUAAACUAACAUUGUUUGUAAUCCUUCUGUGAUGUACAUGUAAGUAAUAAGUAAUUUAUAUUAUAAAAAUGUAUGACAUGUAAGCAAAUUAAUUUUUGAGACAGACGUUUUUUCUUUUUAUAUUUGUCCUGCUGCUCCUAAAUUUGUUUAUGACGUAAAAAUUAUCAUUAAUGCAGAACAUUGCCAAUGUAAACAAAGUAAUCUGUUUAUUGUGGUUACAACGAAGUCACAUCUAUUAGCGUACCCAUUAUUUUAAUGAUGUUUCUUAAUACAACGUGUUUCGCAUGAGG
This is a messenger RNA of Zerene cesonia (dogface butterfly), 2376 nucleotides long. RefSeq lists its product as uncharacterized. The record is from RefSeq and is a predicted model, not a curated record. Lineage: Eukaryota; Metazoa; Arthropoda; Insecta; Lepidoptera; Pieridae. The transcript is spliced from 2 exons. Bases 220 to 1218 code for a protein of 332 amino acids.